Babesia ovata is the source of this 630-nucleotide messenger RNA. Its product is annotated as N-acetyl-D-glucosaminylphosphatidylinositol de-N-acetylase, putative. The transcript has 2 exons. Lineage: Eukaryota; Apicomplexa; Aconoidasida; Piroplasmida; Babesiidae. The record is from RefSeq and is a predicted model, not a curated record. The coding region runs from base 1 to 630 and encodes 209 amino acids.
AUGGUUCCUCAUAUUAUUCUGGGCGGGAUCGCGGGCUGUCUCUUUGCCUACUUCUCCUGUCGUGUGGUUGGAUUCGGGGGCAACAAGUUGGUCACGGAAUCUCUGAUGAAGGGCGUAGGAUACCACGAUGAGGCGAAUGUGACACUCGUGAUUGCUUACCCAGGUGACGAGACUAGGUAUUUUACCCCGUUGAUGGAGCUGCUGCGCAUGAAAUCGAGCGACCCGGAGAAGCGCUUAAAGAUGUCAGUGUUGACGCUAGCGCCAGUGAAAUACGACCCCGGCGCGUUACAGCGUAUCAUCGAAAUGCAGGGGAUAUGUCGCAAGUACAACAUGAACUGCGUCGUGGAAUAUCACCCGAUGAAUGACCAGGGAGCUGCGUUCUGGAAACCAAGAGUAUUGUGUGACCGCAUAGCCGAAUUUAUGGACGAAGUCAAUGCGUCACAUGUCUUCACGUUCGACAAACUCGGCGUUGAUGGGAACCGUGCUCGCAUCGCUCUCAAUCAAGCUGUCAUGGAGCUGUCGUCAAGGACGCCGUCCCGUCACGUUUGGUUGCUACACACUUAUGAAAAGGUGUAUAAUGCAUUGCCGCUGUUCGCAACUAUGAAGGCCGCAUUCACGAAGUUAGUUUGA